AUGCAUAUGGCUUCUGGUCCAGCUUACACCUCAAACUACUCUAAGUUUGCUUAGGUGCCAGGUUCUAAUAAUGUCCGGGGUGUAAGGACACAAUCCCGGCUCAGAUAAUUAAACACAUCUUAGUCGUAGCAAUUCCUAGAAAACAAGAUACUUUAGGAUAGGAUGCUCAGAAUGAACCAUGAUAUAAAUCAUACAGGGCUGGGAAAUACUCACAAUCCUAAGCACAUAAGUGAAGUGCUUGCCUCUAGAUAAAGUAGGAAUCAACAGCAUGGAAGUAACUUCUCAUUCAUGAGUCGAAGAAAUAAAAGCAACACUAGCCAGUAGUACUUACAAAUGAAUCCCAAUCAUACUCUAAGAGUAGGCUCUCAUACAGCUAGAGUCUUCGAUUCAUCAAAAAAACCCCAGACGAGUGUAUAAAUUAGAAGAGAUUACUCGCCCUCAAAAGGCUAAAAUGAUCAUUUUAGUAAUCUAAAUACUAAAAAUAUAGCAGCAGAUCUGGAUGAAAAGAUCAAGCAGAAGGAGAACCUUUUCAAUUCACAUUAUAAUACCCAGACUAACUUUUAUCAAGUAAAAAUUUAAGUAUCUUAUUGCUAUUUAGACUCCAGACUAAGGAUUUCAAUCUGCUAGGGAUACAAGCAAUAAGGGCAAGUUGAUGCUACAAAUGCACUUUGA
This is a messenger RNA of Stylonychia lemnae, 672 nucleotides long. NCBI's taxonomy places the organism in Eukaryota, Ciliophora, Spirotrichea, Sporadotrichida, Oxytrichidae. The record is from the annotation of a GenBank genome assembly.